AUGACGAGGAACGAGACCAUCGGCCGCCAUGGUUCGGUAGAGAGCUCGUGGAGUUCGCGCUCGGGCGACACGAUACGGCCCUAUGGACGCGCGGGUUCGCUGAGGGGUACCCCCGUCACCGUCAAGACGGACAAGAACCUCAAUUCCCGUGUCGAGCGGGAAUCCGAGAUAUCGCCUGGCACCGUCCCCCCAGCUCCGCCGCCCAAAGACAACCCCUCGCACCGCCCGCGCAAGCCUGCCAAUUGGGACGCUCUCACGCCCAGCGCCUUUGGCCACCACCGAAAACAGCUGGCUGUCCUGGAGACUUCGGGAGGCCGAGUGCCGUCCAUAUCGCGCAACCCCCCCACCGCUUCGAGCGCCAAUUCACAGGUCGCGCCCUGGUCCACCGCGCCCAACGGAAACAACAUGACCAACAGCGUCUGGAGCAGCUUCUUCAACGACUCAAACGAGGAUGUCUCCCAGUCGUCGCCUGGCUUCCGCCCGGGAACCGGCACCAGAGAGGACAGCAUGGGCUUCCCCAUGAAGGACGACAGACGACCGUCCGUAGCCAGUGCCACGACUGUCAGCAGCACGGGUUCCAAGUCGAGCAUGGGCCGGAAUUUCCACAAACGCCUGCAGAACGUUUUCGGAGAGGACUUCCCCGCCGACGACCGCCAGAACUCGGAUUCGAGCUUGGGCACGCCGCAGCGCAACCGCGGCAACUCCCUCAGCAACACAAUUGGCAGUAAGCACCAGUCGCGCCCGACCUCGCCUACCAGCUCCCGGCCACGCACCCCGCAGGCGUCCUCGGAAGUCACGCCAUGGGAGUUCCAAGACUCCAAGGACGUUCCCACUCCCGCUGAGUAUGGCGGCCGUCGUUCCUCCGAGCAACAUUCUGCCAAAUCGGGUCGAUCGCAUCACAAGCUGCACGUAAGACUGCCUGGCACUGGCCACCGGCACAAGGGCAGCAAGGAGGACAACAAGGCCCCAGACGGACGCGCAGACAUAAGCCAGCCUUACCCGCUGCGCCCCACUACCAGCCGCGAAGAUUCCAGCUACAGCGUCCGACCGAACCAACCCUCGGCCCUCAGCUCCGCCUUCGCCUCCAAGACAAGCCUUCUGGGACGGCCGUCGAGCCCUACGCCAAGCUCAUACUCGGAUAUGACAAGAGAUGACAGGAUAGCGCAACGGUCUCCCAGCACCAACAAGGCGUCACACGGGUUUUUCGCGCGGUUACGAGGCAAGGACAAGGACAAGGAUCGCACAUUACCGGGAGACACCCUCAAGAGUCUGGUCGCUGCUGGGACUGCCUCCGCCACGUCUUUGAAUCCUUCGAUUAACACGACACGAUCCGCGAGGCCAGAGCCGGCUCGGCAGGCCACCAUGGCGAAGCAGCAGGCAAUCAACAAUGGCGUUGAGAGCGCAGCCAAGGAACAGAGAAUGCGAGCGCCUCACCACCGCUUGCCUACCUUCCGGAAAGAGAAGCGCGCACCUGCGAACGAGCCUACGGGACGGGACCCUAACGAUAGUAUCGCUAGCACAGCAGGCAACGAUGCUGUUUUCUUCCUGGACAGAAAUCUGGACGACAUGGAAGGCAUUGUGAAUCUCCAACAGGCACCGCCGAUGACACCGCCUGUAGGCGAGGUGCCAAAGCAGCCACCAAAUCUUGGUGAAGACAUCUCUAUACCAGGACCCGAUGACGACGGUACCGCAGCGUGGGACGCGCCAGACUCCUGGGCCGUGAAGCGCAUGAAGGACGAGAUGGACAAGCUUGGAGAUGCCGACGAGGCUACAACGCCUUCCAAAGAAGAGAGCGACAACAAGACGUAUUGUCUGCGCAUUUUCAGAGUCGAUUCAACUUUUGCGACACUAUCAGCUACCUUGAACACGACCGUGCAGGAAAUCAUACAAAUACUAGGGAAGAAGACCGUGUUGCAGGACGAAUUGGACAACUACCACAUCGUGAUGCGAAAACAUGACACCUCACGGCAACUGGAAAGUAACGAGCGUCCGCUGCUGAUCCAGAAGCGGUUGCUGGAACUCGCCGGAUAUACGGAUCUAGACCGCCUCGAAGACGUCGGACGGGAAGAUAACAGCUACCUCUGCAGAUUCACCUUCCUCCCUGCCAAGAUGAGUGGAUACUCCAGUCUGGAACGGGAUCCCGGUUUCAGCAAGAUGCAGAAGUUCAGUCACAUUGAUCUCCAAGGUCGGAACUUGAUCACCAUUCCUAUUACACUCUACCAAAAAGCGACAGAGAUAAUAUCGCUCAACCUGUCGCGGAACCUAUCACUUGACGUACCUAGAGACUUUAUCCUUGCUUGCACCAAUCUGAGGGAGAUCAAGUACACCAGCAAUGACGCGCGACGACUACCGCCCAGUCUGAGUCUUGCUAGCCGGCUGACCAUGUUGGAUAUUUCGAACAACCGCCUCCAGUCUCUUGACCGUGCUGAAUUGCACAAGCUACAAAGUCUGCAAGGGCUUCGACUUUCCAACAACGGGCUGACGCGACUGCCACACUACUUUGGACAAUAUCGCGCGCUUCGCAGUUUGAACUUGAGCUCGAAUUCCUUGAACGAAUUCCCCGACUUCCUGUGCGAAGUCCGGACACUGGUGGAUCUUGACAUCAGUUUCAACUCGAUAUCGAGCUUGCCCAAGAUUGGCCAGUUGACAUGUCUAGAAAGACUCUGGGCGACAAACAACAAAUUAACCGGCAGCUUCCCUCCAACACUGAGCAAUCUGGUCAACCUGCGAGAAAUCGACGUGCGGUUCAACGCGCUUGAUAGUAUGGAUGUCAUGUCCCAAUUACCCCGAUUGGAGUACCUGAUGAUCGGCCACAACUCUAUUUCGGCCUUCGAAGGCUAUUUCCCGAAGAUCCGUGUGCUGCACAUGAACCACAACCCAGUUACACGCUUCGGCCUCACUCAGCCCACCCCAACACUAACCGCCCUCAAUCUUGCGUCUGCCAAACUAGCGCAAUUACCCGAGGAUCUGUUUGGCAAACUGACUGGCCUCACUAAGCUCAUCCUCGACAAGAAUCACUUCACGUCCAUAUCGACCAACAUUGGAAAGCUGUACAGGCUGGAACAUCUCAGUAUAGCUCGAAACUCUUUGGAUGACUUGCCUGCCGAGAUCGGUCGCUUGGUGGAGCUUCGCUACUUGGACGCGCGCGAGAACAAUCUGCCCAAGCUUCCCGAGGAGCUUUGGUAUGCUCGCCGAUUAGAAACGCUAAACGUGUCGUCCAACGUUCUUACCACGUUCCCCAAACCCGGCGCAUCACCUCCACCAGUAGCAAAUGGGGAACAAGCUCAAGUAGACGGAGCGCCUGCGCUUGUCACUCCAGGCUUGACAUCAAGUCCCAGUUACGAAGAGCUGGGAAAAUUGGAAGACUUCCAGAAUCGCCGUCCUAGUCAAGCAUCAGGAGGUCUGAGUGUUGGUUCGUCGGCUGCCUCUUCGCAACGGAAGGGGUCGAUGGCGUCAUACAACACUUCAAGCACGGCGCGCAAGACAUCAGUAGCGUCUCGCGCGCCCACCGAAGGGACACUGACACCCAUGUCCCGCAAAGACUCCAGCCUUAGUAGUCGCUUGGUGACUACCUUUGCGGGUUCUCUUCGACACGUGUUCUUGGCUGACAACCGGCUGAACGACGACGUGUUCGACGAACUGUGUCUUCUCCCCGAAUUGCGAAUUGUGAAUCUAGCAUACAAUCUCAUCUAUGACGUUCCACCUCGUACGAUCCGACGAUGGCAACAUCUUACUGAGCUGUACCUGUCGGGCAACGACCUCACGUCUCUACCUGCAGAGGACUUGGAGGAAGUUGGCUCGCUCAAGGUCCUUCACAUCAACAACAACAAGUUCCAGGUGCUGCCGGCCGAGCUUGGCAAGGUUGCACAGUUGGCUGUUCUUGAUGUGGCUAGCAAUUUGCUGAAAUACAACGUGUCGAAUUGGCCAUAUGACUGGAACUGGAACUGGAAUCACAAACUCCGAUACCUGAAUCUGUCAGGCAACAAGCGUCUCGAGAUCAAACCCAGCGGCUCGUACAGUGGCGGCGGCAUGAGUAUGCGAGAAGGGCGCGACCUGACCGACUUCAGCUCGUUGAUUAAUCUUCGCGUACUUGGGCUGAUGGACGUCACGAUGAUGGUUCCUUCAGUCCCUGAACAGUCAGAGGACCGGCGAGUGCGCACUGCUGGUUCGGCUGUGGGUACUAUGGCGUAUGGUAUGGCCGAUUCACUGGGUCGCAACGAACACAUCUCGACAAUGGACAUGGUUGUGCCCCGCUUCCGCAGCCACGACGACGAACAGCUGUUGGGUCUGUUUGACGCACAGCCGCUUGCGGGCGGCGGUGCGAAAAUUGCCAAAUACCUGUACGAUCAGUUCAAGAACCGAUUCGCUGAUGAGCUCGACCGUUUGCGCCCGAAUGAAACGCCGUCGGAUGCGCUGCGACGAAGUUACCUUGGCCUCAAUAAGGAACUCGCUACCGCUGCAAGUCAGGGUCUGGACAAGAACGGACUCACUGCACCAUCAACACAAACGCGCAAUUCAGUGCCUGAUCUUAGUGACGACGACCUGACAUCGGGAAGUGUGGCAACAGUACUUUUCCUGAAAGAGAUGGAGCUCUACAUCUCCAACGUUGGUGAUGCGCAAGCCCUUCUGAUCCGUUCAGAAGGAGGACACAAGAUCCUUACCAGGAAGCACGACCCCGCUGAGCCAAGUGAGCGAUCCAGGAUACGAGAAGCCGGCGGAUUCGUGUCGCGGCAGGGUAAACUCAACGACAUGCUCGAGGUAUCAAGAGCAUUUGGAUACGUUCAAAUGUCGCCAUCAGUCAUCGCAUCGCCGCAUAUCAUGAACCUCACUCUUGGCGACACAGAUGAGAUGAUCCUGAUAGCUUCGCGAGAACUCUGGGAAUACCUCACACCAGACUUCGCUGUCGAUGUCGCACGAUCGGAGCGAAACGACCUGAUGGUUGCCGCCCAAAAACUGCGCGAUUUGGCUAUUGCCUUUGGUGCGACGAACAAGAUCAUGGUCAUGUUGCUUGGUGUGAGCGAUCUCAAGAGCAAACAACGUGCCCGGUACCGCACCCAAAGCAUGUCCCUCAUACCCGCACCUGGUGCAGAUCCAGACUGGGGCGCGUCGCGCAGACGUGGAAAGAAGGGCAAUCUGGUCGGCGACUCCAAGCUCGCUCGACUCGACAACGAAGUGGACGCGCCAACGGGCGAAGUCAGUCUCGUGUUUACAGAUAUCAAGAACUCGACCAUACUGUGGGAGACGUACCCGAUUGCUAUGCGUUCUGCAAUAAAGAUGCACAACGAGCUUAUGCGCCGACAACUACGCAUUAUUGGUGGGUACGAGGUCAAGACGGAAGGUGAUGCCUUCAUGGUCGCUUUCCGCACUGUGACAUCAGCUCUGCUGUGGUGUUUCACGAUCCAGAGCCAGCUUCUCGAAGUACAGUGGCCGCAAGAGAUACUCAACAGCGUCAAUGGACAGGAAGUUGUCGAUCCGGAUGGUAACGUCAUCUUCCGCGGUCUCUCAGUCCGCAUGGGUAUCCAUUGGGGCACACCGGUGUGCGAAGUCGAUCCGGUCACGAAGCGCAUGGACUACUUCGGACCCAUGGUCAACCGCGCCUCACGUAUCUCCUCCGUAGCCGACGGUGGCCAAAUCACCGUCUCCUCCGACUUCAUCGCCGAGAUCCAACGUCUCCUCGAAACGCACAUUGAAGGCGACCGUAAGAACUCCGCCGGAUCCGAAGAAGCCUACGGCGACGACAUGAACAGCCAGAUGAUCCGCGGCGAACUCCGCUCCCUCAGCUCCCAAGGUUUCGAAGUCAAAGACCUCGGUGAACGCCGUCUUAAAGGUCUCGAGAACCCUGAGUAUAUCUACCUCAUGUAUCCGCACUCGCUGGCUAGUCGGCUGGCGGUCCAGCGCCAGACGGAACAGAAACCCGUGGAGCAGCAGAAGGAGGCUACGGCUGGUCAGAAGAUGGCGGGGAGUCAGCUCACUAUCGAUACCGAAGAUGUGUGGGAUCUCUGGAAUAUUAGUCUACGUCUGGAGAUGCUGUGCAGUUCGCUCGAGAGCCCGGGUUGUUCUGAACUGAAACCGCCCGAGACGGCGUUGCUGGAGAGGAUGAAGAGCCGGGGUGGGGAGAUUACCGAUCGUUUCUUGAUUAACUUUGUUGAGCAUCAAAUUUCGAGGAUCGAGUCUUGUGCCAGCACCCUUGCUCUACGCCACCGCAUGCGGCCGUUUGGCAGUGCACCGCUGCUCGAGCAGGCGUGUCAUAUGGGCGAUAUCUUCGCGGAGCUCGAUGCGAAGUUGAAGCGGUUGGAAGAGUUUGAAAAGGGGGCGAUUGAGGGUAUGGCGCCUUCUUGA
Alternaria infectoria is the source of this 6339-nucleotide messenger RNA. RefSeq lists its product as uncharacterized. The transcript is spliced from 4 exons. The coding region runs from base 1 to 6339 and encodes 2112 amino acids. The record is from RefSeq and is a predicted model, not a curated record. Gene Ontology annotation, biological process: cAMP biosynthetic process; intracellular signal transduction. Gene Ontology annotation, molecular function: adenylate cyclase activity; protein binding; magnesium ion binding. Lineage: Eukaryota; Fungi; Ascomycota; Dothideomycetes; Pleosporales; Pleosporaceae.